Molecule: messenger RNA, 426 nt
Organism: Soboliphyme baturini
Lineage: Eukaryota; Metazoa; Nematoda; Enoplea; Dioctophymatida; Soboliphymatidae
Source: the annotation of a GenBank genome assembly
UCGUUCACCGUUGGUUAUGGCGUUUUCAAAUUCGGCGACGCACGUGUUCGUGUCGCCCCCCGCGGCACCUACAUUUGUACCGACCGAAGAGGAGUUCCGCGACCCGCUGGCGUAUCUGGAGAAGAUUCGACCGGUGGCCGAAAACUAUGGAGUCAUCAAAAUCAAGCCCCCUCCUAAUUGGCAACCGCCGUUCAUGAUCGACGUCGACGAAAAAGAGUUUGAACCACGGGUACAAAAGCUGAACGAGCUGGACGGUUUGAGCCGCGUCCGUUUAAACUUUGUCGACCGCAUCGCCAAGUUCUGGAACCUGCAGGGCAUCGUUUUGCGUAUCCCGGUCAUCGAAGGCAAGGCAUUGGACCUGCAUAGAUUGCACCAAGUUAGUCACGCAAAUUUAAAACCAUCAUUUAAUGGUGAAAGUAAAUAAUG